Messenger RNA from Necator americanus (New World hookworm), 2064 nucleotides. RefSeq lists its product as uncharacterized. Gene Ontology annotation, biological process: transmembrane transport; citrate transport. Gene Ontology annotation, cellular component: membrane. The transcript is spliced from 19 exons. Gene Ontology annotation, molecular function: citrate transmembrane transporter activity; succinate transmembrane transporter activity. The record is from RefSeq and is a predicted model, not a curated record. Lineage: Eukaryota; Metazoa; Nematoda; Chromadorea; Rhabditida; Ancylostomatidae. The coding region runs from base 1 to 2064 and encodes 687 amino acids.
AUGGAGAGUUCUAGGGGAAUUCUGAGGUUUCUUGAAGACUACCGGUCAUCAAUCGUCAUAUGUGGAGCACCAACCUUUUUUCUACCACUUCUCUUCUUCUUUCCGGAUAACGAGAAAACCUUUUCUGAUGAGACCACUACUAUUGGUCUGCACACCGGUCGCAGUAAGGGCAUGCACAUUGGGUUAGUUGCUGCGAUAAUUGCUGUUAUACUACCUUCAAAGGCAGCGUACCACGAUUUUGACGUGAAACAAGCACAAUGCGCAUAUGUGGUAUCGAUUAUGGGUUUCUACUGGAUGUUCGAGGUUCUACCUCUAGCCAUCACCGCUCUGAUCCCUAUGGUGGCUUUUCCAUUCUUUGAAAUAAUGAAGAGUGAAGACGUCGCCCAGGCUUACCUUCCGGACACUUCGUUUCUAUUUAUCGGUGGAUUGAUGGUUGCUGUAGCCGUAGAGAAAUCAGAACUGCACACUCGAAUUGCGUUGUUUGUCCUGAAGACUGUAGGAUCUCGUCCAAAAUGGAUUAUGGCUGGUUUCAUGGGAGUCACCGGAUUUUUAAGUAUGUGGAUAUCGAACACAGCUACGGCAGCAUUGAUGGUUCCUAUAGUGCAGUCCGUGAUUACUGAACUAGUCACUAACCAUAGGGGUCUCAUCGCGCUGACCCCUACUACUCAUCUAAACUGUAUGUCUGUCGGGAACCCAGUAGUACCUCAAAUGUUCACUUUAUCUCAUCAUAGCAAUCGAUAUCCUAAUACUAGAGAAAUCAUGAGUUCUAGAAUGCAUGAGAUUCUGGCAUUAUCCGAAGUGCAUUCGAUUGAGAAUCGCCGACGAAGUGUAGAUAUGCGCCGUUUAUCUAUUCCUCAAGAGAACGUUUUAGUUGCUCAUCAAAAAGACAUGAGUAACCUCUUUACACCUCGCGAACACUUAAUGGCUAAAGGGUUGCUUAUUUCUGUAUGUUUUGCGGCUAACAUUGGAGGAUCAGCAACAAUUACAGGAACAGCAUCCAAUCUAGUACUUCUUGGACAACUGGAGAAGUUAUUUCCCAAUGCUGACACAGGGAUAAAUUUUUUGUCAUGGAUUACGUUUGCAUUUCCACAAGCUGUACUGUGUUUGGCAUUUUGUUGGUUUGUCCUCAAUAUUGUUUUCCUACGGAACGCUCCACAAGGAUCUGCAAUUGUUUCUCGGAAACUAAAAGAGAAGUAUGACAAACUUCCGAGUACCACAUUUGCAGAGGUAGCUGUAAUGGUAUGUUUUGUGCUUUUACUUGGGCUAUGGAUGCUCAGAGAACCACAAAUAAUCCCAGGAUUUGGAGCUUAUUUCAAGAGAGGCUACAUCACCGAUGCCACAAGCGCUGUUUUUGUUGUUCUUUUACUCUUUAUCAUCCCUGACAAGAAACCGAUGUGUUACCAGAGAGAUAGAGGCAGAAGUGGCCACUACACUGUUAGAAAUUCUCUACUUGAUUGGCCCACAAUUCAAGAGCGUUUUCCAUGGAGUGUUGUGUUGCUGCUUGGUGGUGGCUUUGCACUAGCAGCAGGAGUAAAGGAAUCUCACUUAUCGAUUGAAAUUGGAGAAGUGAUGCAUCGACUUUCUGUAUUCCCAGUAAAUGUUAUAAUGUUUAUUUGUAUUUGUAUAACAGUUGGUCUCACCAAUAUUUGUUCGAAUACAGUCAUCGCCUCGAUUUUCAUACCAAUUGUCGCCGAAUUAGCUAGAUCUCUUGACAUCAACCCGCUAUUAUUCAUGCUACCUGUAGCCAUUUCAUCUUCGUUUGCAUUUCUUUUCCCUGUCGCGACACCACCAAACGCUAUUGUUUUUGGAACAGGUCUUGUACAAGUCACCGAUAUGCCUAACUCAGCUUAUUCGCAUCGUCGUCGAGGUUUUGCUUUCGGGUGGCCUCCUCUUGGUCUCGGAACAUUCCCAGGGCAACUUGGACAAGGCGAUCCAAUGGUUUCGUUAAAAUGUGACCAAGAAAGCGAUGACAGUUUUCUGCGAUUAUGUAAGAGCGAGAGGCAAAAUUUUGACAUUUUUCCUCGUGUCAUACGCCGUUAUGCCACGUCAUGUCUUUUUGAGUAA